UGGACAUGGAAAACUUUAUCCAAAAAGAUCCGGUGUUUUGCAAAGCGUGUGCGGUGUUCACAUGCGAGUUGACCUUCUGAAACACAUGAUCAACUUUGACGACUUUGAUCGCAUUCCAUUCCUCCCAUGGUGGGUUCUUGGCUGAUAUUCGUAUGGGUGGCAUGCCCCUGCCUCUGCGCAGCGCACCAACUUUUGGUGGGGGUCUACGGUCCGACCACGAGUUUUUCCCAAGUGCAUAUGGGCGUGGCUGUCAGUGUUGAUUUGGACCUCCGGAAAAACUUUGAGCCGGACAUCGCUGAUCGAUUUGGCCUUCCAGUUAUCGCCAUACCAAAUUUGCAUCCUCAGGCACGGACUUUAUUGAACAGCACUUUUGUGGCCAAUUCAGAUUUUUGUGCUUAGGGUUUAGCAUUUUUGGAAUGAAACAUUUGCAUGGUUUCCACGCAGCACUGCCAAUUGGAAGCUUGGGUGGCUUGCCGUUCUUCUCUGAAAUCAACCAUUGUUGUUCGACUUCCAUUGGGACAUAUUGGGCACAUUCCCAUCUUCAGUGGGUAUAUAUCUGGUCUCGCCGCUGGUCAACUCGCAGUUUUUUUGUCGGCUUUGCUCGUGUUGCGACGUGUCAGGUGGCAAAUGUUUCCUUUCGCUUGGGGACCAGUCAUUCCAAGCCAGAAGUGGGUGUAGCAACAGCGCUGGAUUUUCAAUUGGGUUUGGAUGGUGUGGUGCCCGUCGUCGGUUUGGUCGGAGGCAUUUUUUCCUCCAUUGCCAUGCCGAUUGCGAGUAUAUCAGCUGUCACACAGGUGCCACAGAUUGGGCUUGGGAGCAGCCCGCUCCUCUCAAACAAAGAUCUUUUUCCGUACUACUUGAGGACCUUUCCACCGGACACCUUUCAAGGGAAAGCCUUCUGGUCCUGGGUCUUGAAAUACGAUAUCCCUUUGGCCGUGUGCAUCUACAGCGAAGAAGCGUAUGGCAUGGGACUGUUCCAGGCCAUGAAAGAUGAAGCUCGGUUGGCAGGUGAGGAAAAUCGCAUUGGAGGUGUUGCUCUUCGUGAUAUGCCGGAAAAUUUUGUCAGGGAUGAAGCCUUGAAGGCGAUUGACGUUGCCCGAUCCUUUGGUUCACGUUUUCUGUUUCUCUCCGCCAAUGUGGGCGGGACGACCAAUCUUCUUCCUGUGCUCGAAGAGGCGGGCAUGCUGGGGAGCAAUUGGCAAGUUUUGGCCUCUGAAACGGCACUGUCCUUCGAGCGUUUUCCUGUUGGUUUUAUGAGAUGGAAACCAGUCAGCAGAGGUCUAAGGUUUGAAGCAUUUCGAAGCCACUGGGCGAGAAUGAGAGCCGAUGAUGUGGUCUCUGCACAAUCAAGGGGCCGCUAUAAGAUUGACAAGUUUCGAAUCAGUCUGGAUGAAGCGGUUGUUCCGCCCAUUGCAGAUGCUAUUUUUUCCGAUGCGGAUGCAUCUUUGGAUGUCUAUUCCACCUUCUACUUUGAUGCCUGCUACGCCUAUGCUUUGGCUGUCAAUGAGCUGCUGAACAAGGGCACUCCCCUUGCCGAAAUAAAAGGCAAAAAGUUGCUGGACCAGCUACUUGUCACAGAGUUUGAAGGAACAUCAGGGUUCGUCAGUUUUGAUGGGAAUGGUGACCGUAGGGCAGCCGCUUUCGAGUUGGAAAACAUGCAGCCAGACGGUUGGAAGUUGGCAGGCAUCUUCAGCACAUCCAGUAAUCAGUUGACUGUGGAGAGAGGCCCCUACUGGAUGGAUGGAUCCAGAACUGGAGUUCCUCCUCCCGCUCUGAUGAGCUGCCCUGCUGGCUACCAAGAAGAGUCGAGGCGCUGUGAGCCAUGCCCACGGGGCUUCCAAUGCCCAAAUGGCUUGCCAGAACUGUGCCAUAAAGGGCAUUUCUCCAACGUCACGGGUUCCGCUUCGUGCAGUCCAUGUGACAAGGGCAGCUUCUCAGCGGACUUGGGCGCGACCCAGUGCACGAAAUGCGUUCCGGGAUUCUUUGCCAACAGGUCCGGGAUGGAGCUCUGCGAGCGGUGCCCAAAGGGAAGCUACACACCCUUCUCUCAAUCAGAGUCCUGCAUCGCCUGCAAAUUUGGGCAAGUGACCGAAGAGAGCGGAGCACAAUCCUUCUCAGAAUGCCGUUGCGGCGCUGGUUAUUUCAUUUGCAACACCAGUGUACGGCCAGUUGGUUGUGUGCCUUGUCCUGAAGGUCUCCUAUGUGAAGGUCUGGGGCUGCCUGUGCAUCAGCCCGGGUUCUGGGCUUCAGAUGUUUCAUCUUGCAACUUCCGUGUGCUACGCUGCAGAGAUGAAUUGCAAUGCCCAGGAGGUCGGCCUUUGGGCGAGUGCGCAGAUGGACGUCAAGGGCUCGCGUGCAACAACUGCAAGGCGAAUUAUUUUCCACAGGAUUCUGGCACAUGUGCUGAGUGUACAUCCGUCGACUUGCUUCCAGCCAUCCUUGGUGGAUGUAUCGUGCUGAGUCUUUUCCUGUUGUUUGUGCGGCUCUUGCAUGGGUAUGUCGACCAACUGAGCCUCAACACGCUCACGGUGGCAGCAGUUGGUGGUCAAUUGGUGACCGCUGUGCAGGCCUUGACCUCCAUCCAACAUCUGCGUGUGGAAUGGGUCCAACCGGUUCAAAGACUGAUCCGCUUGUCAAAACUUGUCGCAUUUGACUUGGACGUGGUGAAAAUAUCCUGCAUCUAUGGCGAGGAUAGUCCCACCUUGAAGUUGGUUGGGAAACUCUCCAUCUUCCCGCUGUUUGUAGGGCUUCUUGGCAUAGCUUGGUGCUUUCGGAAGCUGCAAGGCCGACGCCAGCCAGCCAUGCUGAAUGAUGAUACUUUCAACCUAUGUGGAACUCUGGUAUUUGCACUCUUUAUCUCUGUAACCUUGGCUCUGCUGGACCCUUUUCAAUGUGUGGCUAACCCCGAUGGAUCCAGCUCGAUGUUGUCAAACCCAGGCAUUCUUUGCUUCAACUCGGGGGAGCACACCAUUUUACUCCUUCUUUCCAGCCUUGGAAUCCUCGCUUACCCUGUGUCCAUCCUCGCUUGGACCACAUACACCAUACUUAUGUACCCCUCCAGAGUGAAAUCAGGUGUUGGGCUGCAAUUGGUGUAUCGCCAUCAUUUUGUCUUCCAGCGAUUCAGACCAGAACGCUACUACUAUGGCUUGCUGCUGCUCAUUCGAAAUGCUUUGCUGGCGGUGCUGCCAGUGAUGCUUACCACCGUCCCUGAAGUUCAGGGAGAGAUCAUGGGGGCGCUUUUGCUGACCAGUGCUGCAGUACAAGCUCGGCUCUGGCCAUGGCGUGCAGAUGUGGCCAAUUACACUGACCUCAUGAUUACAUCUUUGCUUCAAAUCUUGCUACUUGGAAUUUCGCCCUUGAUCCACCGGGACAGAGCCAGAUCAAUUCAAAUGCUGGGCUGGUUGCUGGCCUUUGCCGUGUUGAGCCCAUUCCUUUGUGGUCUCAUCGUCCUAAGCUACGCUUUGUGGGGCUACGUCCGGCCACCAAUCCCCUUCGGAAUCUUCUUGUGCUAUGACAAGGGAAGUGCUGGCAGCCUUUGUCGUCUUCUGAAGCUCUUGAUUUCUGCACACAGCGAUGCCGGCAUUUUUUUGGACGUCGACCAGCUCGACGACUUGGAUUCCAUCUUCGAUGUGAUCCGAGUCAAAACCAAGAGCGUGGUGGUUGUCCUCACACCCGAUUUCCUCAAGCAGUUGUGGUGUGCCGGUGAAGUGGUGACUGCCCUGAAAAACAGGGUCCGAAUCGUGCCUGUGAAGUGUGAUGACUAUGUCCCACCCACGGAUGAGAUGCUUCAGAAGCUGGGGGACCAUUGGACGCCAGAGCAGAAACAAAUUUUGGCCUUCCAUGGGAUCGGCCUUAGAGAUGUGCAGAGAGCUCAAGGGUGGUUGCAUCAACUGCCAAGCCUGCACUUGUCUCGCUACGGGUCUCAAGAGCAACUCGAAGCGGUGGUUUUAGAGAUGCUUCAGCUGAGCCAGGUUUCCACGAAACUCUUUGGUCCAAGUUCGGAAGGUGAGAGGGGAGGAUACCGCAAAGCGCGCAUCCUCAUUACGGGCUUGGUGACUGAUGCCGAGGCACUAGCAACCUUGAAAGUGUUCCAAAUCUUGGUGUUGAGGCACAUGCGCAAAGAAUGCGUUGUGGUUCACUCAUACCGGGAAUUGAUGGCAUAUAGACCAUGGUCCUACUAUUUAGUGGUGCUUUUGGCCAAAGGCCUGCUGCGGGAUCCCAGUUUUGCAAAGAUCUUGCUCAGCCUAUACCUGGAAACGGAAGAAAAGAUGGACCGACAGUUGGAGAUCAUCACUGUGAACGCUGACGAGAACUUCGAAUUUCCCAGUGUGGAGUUCUUGAAUGAGUUGGAGAAUGGGCUUGGAAGGGAGCUAGGCAUCGGCUUGGAACUUGGCGUGUACCUCUCUGCAGCCUAUCGCUCCUUGCUGAAUGUUUUGGCUCUUCCUUUGUCACCUUUGGGGUCCGAGAGGCUUCUGGAGCAGCAGGUCUUGGAAAUUUGCCGCCGCUUCCGCCGCUACAAGAACCUGGUGUUCUCGCUGGCGUUGGACGACCAGGACGAUUUGCAAGUGGAGGGUGAUGGCGUAUCUCCGCAGGAGCUGGCUUCACGGCUGGCAGACAUUGGUGGUGACUCGAUGGACAUUUUUACUUCUUCCCAGGUCAAGAAACAAUUCUUCUCGACCAUGAGGCAGUUGACCUGGACAGAGGCAGGCAACGUGGUCUUCGAAGGAAAUGAAGUGGCCUUGGAGAGCAAUCUCUUCGGGCGGCUGGUGUCAGAUGAAGGAGAACGAAGUUCUUCAGGAGAGGGCGACUUCCAUGAAGGUCAUUGGAGUCCUGAUUGGCCGAAGUCAAAGCUUCAGCUUGCCAUCCGAGAAGAGUUGGAAGGGUCCAUGGCUGAUGCGUGGAAUCCGGACUGGCCAAUUGAAAGGGUACGGAAGAUCUGAGCUUGAGUUGGCUUUCCAGUUUCGUGAAUGCAAAAGAACUGACACAUCGACACAUCGACACAGUUUAAAGUGGGAAGCUGCAGUCUCUCGAGUUGAAGAGUCGCUUUUUGAAUCUUUGUUCAUCAAUGUGAAUGUACCUGCUCCAUCCUGUUCCUGAAAACAUGUUGCGGCUCGGAACAUGUGGC
Messenger RNA from Durusdinium trenchii, 5125 nucleotides. The record is from the annotation of a GenBank genome assembly. Lineage: Eukaryota; Dinophyceae; Suessiales; Symbiodiniaceae.